Molecule: messenger RNA, 2552 nt
Organism: Neocloeon triangulifer
Lineage: Eukaryota; Metazoa; Arthropoda; Insecta; Ephemeroptera; Baetidae
Exons: 13
Coding region: 832-1995 (387 amino acids)
Biological process (GO): synapse organization
Cellular component (GO): neuron projection membrane
Source: RefSeq, a predicted model, not a curated record
UUUCUCUUUCUCUCUUCUCAUUCACAUUCGUCUCAUUCCCGACAUUCCUGUGCGAGCAGCUUGUGCACUGUUGCCAGUUGCCACAGUUUUAGUUUAAAGAAUUGUUUAUUGGGUUAGAAUGAGGCCUGAGGGCAGUGAGGGCGGUGUUAGUGGAUCAUCACGCUACGCAUGUCGUGGUUUUUGUUUCGGUUCUACCUUUUCGAUCAUCAAAACAUUGGUUCCUUCCUUUGUUGCUGAUCGUUGCGUCCUCAGACUCAGAGGCUCACCACAUCAGAAAGAAAGAGCUUCUUCUGGACUGCAGGAAGAGCGGCCAGCAGAUCAAGGAAAUCUGGUAUACGUUCUCAGCUGCUCGACGGACGAGACCGGGGAGCAAUAAUCGGGCGAAACGGGCGGAAUUUAAUAAUAUUUUUGUGACGAAAGUAUUUGGCAUGCGCGCAUUCAUGUUCCUCGGUUUGCGGCGCCGCGAUCGGAGGCGGCGAAUCUCACCCGCUCGCCAGUCGCCCUUCCGCCUCGACGCAGUCAACACAGCUCCCGCACCCUCUGAAGCAUCACGUGUGCUCCAUAUAAAAAAUAAAAACAAAUCGUGCGUUACUCCAGUUCGCCAACUCUGUGACUCUUGAAAGAAAAGUAGUGCCGAGCGGCCAUUCUUGAAGCGCCCAGCAGAUCACUCGCAACGCGCACCAUCAAAGGUCAAAGGCAUUCAGUCAGUUGAAGAGGCUGUGUGUCAGCUGCGCGCAGGGGAAUGAACUAGCUGAGCCGAAUUCUUGGACCACAUUGCAAAAAUUUCGACAUGUGCCACCACCUGAGUGCGUCUGAGCGGCACGCCUGGCGAUGAGCAAAUCGACAGUCAUGAGAAAGUGGCGAGAGCGGGGCUUGCGGAAAGGAUGCGAAUUAGCCCUCGCCAAUGUGGGUCUGUUGAUUUUAUUGAUGGGCGCCGGGGCACGGACGCAGCAGCUGGCGCUGGAAGAACAGGCGGCUGGUGGGCAGCAGGCUGCUCCCAAGCCGCUUACCCUUAUGUCAGGUAACUCAUCGCUGGCCGAGUGGCACAGCGUUGAGGUGGAAUCGAUGCUGUUGGCCAAGGGCAGUGCCGGCGCCACGACGGCCGCAGACGCCUCGUCAGAGGAGGUCUUUUCGACGAGUACUGCGGAGCCGGUGCGAAUCACCCAGCCGCCGCUGAAAAGACCGUCAUUCCUGGACCACGCUCAUUUGCACCCGCCCGACGGCCAGCGGCGCUACGGACCUUAUUUUGAGGACGGUCUCGGCCCAUUCAACGUGACAGCGCGAGUGGGCUCGACUGUGCUGCUCGACUGUCGCAUCGGCAUGCUCCAGGACAAGACGGUUACCUGGAUCCAGCGCAAGGAGGACUCGAUUCAUUUGCUGACAGUCGGAAAGCAGGCUUACAGCAACGACGCCCGCUUCAGCCUCAAUUUCCGCUACCCUAAUAACUGGCGUUUGCAAAUUUUGUUCGUGAGCCGCCGUGACGAGGCCACUUACGAGUGCCAGGUCGCCACCCACCCACCCAGGGUGCUCCAGGUCAAACUUCGAGUCAGCGCUCCGGAACUGCACAUCCUGGACGAGCACGGCCACGCCGUGUGGGAUCGUUACUACAAGGUAGGCAGCAGGGUGGAAUUGCUGUGUGAAGCCUCGAGGGUGCAGGAAUCGCCAUCGACAGUAGAGUGGAGGCAGGCUGGCGUGUCCCUUGCCGCAGUGGCGAAAAACCACUCUCGCCCCGAACUGAGCGUCACCUCUGGUACCCUGGUGGGCAAGGACACGGUGCGAACGGUGCUGACUUUGCAGCGCGCCCGCAAGGAGGACUCGGGCAAUUACACUUGUGUUGUGGCCGACAUCGCAGAGGCGACAGUCACCGUGCACAUCUUGAAUGGAGAACUUCCUGCGGCAGUGCAGCACGGGACUUCCGGUCAAGCGCCAGUGACUCCGCUGCUUGGCGUCCUUGUCAUACUGUCACACCUCGUGGUCACAUGCCAGUCCAGGUGACGUCUCGUGGGACUCGAAGAUCGAAUCAUCCACGGUCGAGGCUAAAAAGGAGCGAGAGCAGGAGACAGAGUAGCAAAUAUGAACAUGUGCAAACCCCUCAACCGGAGUGAGUGUGUGCGAUGGGAUCAAAGAAAAAGGAGAGAUUUACAGGUGCCAAAUUAACUUUGAGCGCCGGAGAGACUCAAGCGUUUUUUAUACACUGGUGCAGAGACAAGAUGAUGGUGUUUGAGAAAAAAAGAAGAGUUAUAUUUCAAUAGUCAUAUCAACCAAAUUAAUAUACUUAUUUUCGGACAUGUUGAGACAAUGGCAGCCAAUUAAGUUGUGUUUUUGAUAAUGGGGGAAAAGUGAGAAGUCGACGAAGAGAUGGUUUUAACACAUAGUGAGCCGUGAUAAGGAUUGCUAAAUUGUGCGUGGCAAAUAAAUGCUGGAUUGUGAAAAAAAGUAUCAAUUUACGCUAAGCUGCAAAGAUUCUAUGUUAAAUUUACCUGUUUAUCAUAUAUAAAAUGAUAGAUUGGGAUUGUAUCAAUGUGUUGUUUCAAAAAAUAAAGAAAGGUAAA